Chelmon rostratus (copperband butterflyfish) is the source of this 1586-nucleotide messenger RNA. It is a transcript of the gene srr, whose product is annotated as serine racemase. The transcript has 7 exons. The record is from RefSeq and is a predicted model, not a curated record. Gene Ontology annotation, biological process: L-serine catabolic process; L-threonine catabolic process. Lineage: Eukaryota; Metazoa; Chordata; Actinopteri; Chaetodontiformes; Chaetodontidae. Bases 54 to 1025 code for a protein of 323 amino acids. Gene Ontology annotation, molecular function: pyridoxal phosphate binding; L-serine ammonia-lyase activity; threonine deaminase activity.
AUCGCGGGGCUGUAACUCAUAAAGUGACUGAAAAAACAACAACAGAUUAUACGAUGGGCGAGGCGUCUGCAGAAUCCGUCACCUUGGAUCUGCUGAGAGAAGCCAGGGAGACAGUGAGGAACAGCCCCCUGGGUGUCAUCAACACUCCCAUGAUCCCCUGGUGUGAGACAACGCUGCCCCUCAACAUCCGCUGCAACAUCCACAUUAAACUGGAGAACAUGCAGAGGACCGGGUCGUUUAAGAUCAGAGGAGUGGCCAAUCAGUUUGCCAGGAGACAAAAGGGUGGUCAUUUUGUCACCAUGUCUGCUGGGAACUACGGGAAGUCUUUCGCAUACGCCUCAAAACACUAUGGAUCAAAAGGGAAGGUGGUGAUGCCGGAAACUGCCCCAGCGUCCAGAUCCAUCCUCAUACAGAGUUUCGGGGUGGAGGUGGAGCGAGUUCCCACCUCCUGUCUGAUGAAUGUGGUGAACCGCUGCGUUCAGGAGGACAACAUGACCUUCCUGCACUCCUAUGAUGACCUGGAUCUAAUAGCAGGACAUGCCAGUCUUGCUCUGGAGGUCUUGGAGGUGAUGCCCGAGCCUGAUGUGGUGGUGGUGUGCUGUGGUGGAGGGGGGCUGCUGGCUGGUGUGGCUGCUGCCAUCAAACUGUCGGGCUGUGAUAAGACCAGGAUCUAUGGUGUGGAACCAGAGGGAGCCUGCACCAUGUACAAAAGCUUCAUUGAGAAGAAACCAGUGGGCAUGGACACCAAGAGCAUCGCCUCAGGACUUGCUCCACCUUUUGCAGGCACGCUGCCCUUCGAGCUGUGUCAGCGUUAUGUGGAGGGGAUCGUCCUCAUAAACGACGAUGAGAUCAAGGCCGCGGUGUCCACCCUUUACAGGUCCGGACUAGUGGUGGAGCCGUCGGGCUCUGCCGCGUUUGCCGCCAUCGUUAACGACAAAAUACCCGAGCUGGAGGGGAAGAACGUGGUUUGCAUCCUCAGUGGAGGCAACAUCGGCAAAGAUGAGCUCGCCAACUUCCCUGACUGACAAAUAAACACAACUACAAUGUGAUUUCUCUCACACUUCUCUGCCAGCACGCGAUUUGGUUUUUCUCCAUGUAUUGUACAUGUGGUCUCUUGGUGGUGAAACAUGCUGUGAAGAUGAAAACCAGUUGGACAAACAACACUUUCAGUGCCUGUUUCAAGGUGAUUUAAAAAGACAAAGCUAGAAUUUUUCAGACAAACAGAACAUUUAAUAUUCUUGUCUUCUUGGGCUUACAGAAUGAGUGAAAUUUAGCUCAACUCCUUCAUGUCAGUGUUGUGGGUGUGGAUGUAUUCUUUUAAUCAUCUUGAGAUCUGACUGUUUUUUUUUUGUUUUUUUUUUGGCCCAGAGCAGUUUGGAUUCAUUAUUCACAGAUUUCUGGCAUGAGACCAGCUUUACAUCACUGUCCCCUGCUGUCAGAAACCUCAGAGCCCACCUUCAACUUUCAGAGAGAAAAAUUACUGCCACCGAAAAAGGUUCAAAGGAAAGACUGAGAAGCAUGAAAAGUUGCUGCAGGAACUCGAGAUGAUGUUAAAUAAAAAAAUGACACGAUUCCUCAACCACCUC